GGUCGGUCGUCGGGUCCUGUCCAGACCGCCGCUUGCGCGCCGCUCUGGGGGAGACCCUGGCAGGAGCCCAGAGGCAGCUACGGGGCUGCAGAGGCCACUGGCACCGCCUCGGCCAGCCCUUUCCGCGCGGACUCCUCCCAACAGGUUCCAUUGCCUUAAGGAUGACAGUUCGAAGGCACCCCGGAAGCUGGAGCUACCAGUGGUUACCACUCCUGAUGCUGCUGCUGGGCACAGGCCACGAGCCUGGGGUGGAAGGUGUGGCACAUUACAAAGCUGGAGACCCCGUCAUUCUGUAUGUGAACAAAGUGGGACCCUACCAUAACCCUCAGGAGACUUACCACUACUACCAGCUUCCAGUUUGCUGCCCUGAGAAGAUACGUCACAAAAGCCUUAGCCUGGGUGAAGUGCUGGAUGGGGACCGAAUGGCUGAGUCUUUGUAUGAGAUCCGCUUUCGGGAGAAUGUGGAGAAGAGAAUUCUGUGCCACAUGCAGCUCAGUUCUGUACAGGUGGAGCAGCUGCGCCAGGCCAUCGAGGAACUGUACUACUUUGAAUUUGUAGUGGAUGACUUGCCAAUCCGUGGCUUUGUGGGCUACAUGGAGGAGAGUGGCUUCCUGCCUCACAGCCACAAGAUAGGACUCUGGACCCAUUUGGACUUCCACCUAGAAUUCCAUGGAGAUCGAAUUAUAUUUGCCAAUGUCUCAGUGCGGGAUGUCAAGCCCCACAGCUUAGAUGGGUUACAGCCUGAUGAGUUCCUGGGCCUCACCCACACCUACAGUGUGCGCUGGUCUGAGACUUCAGUGGAGCGUCGGAGUGACAGGCGCCGUGGUGAUGAUGGCGGUUUCUUUCCCCGAACACUGGAAAUCCAUUGGUUGUCCAUCAUCAAUUCCAUGGUGCUUGUCUUUUUACUGGUGGGUUUUGUGGCUGUCAUUCUCAUGCGUGUGCUUCGUAACGACCUGGCUCGGUACAACUUGGAUGAAGAGACAACCUCUGCAGGUUCUGGUGAUGACUUUGACCAAGGUGACAAUGGCUGGAAAAUUAUCCACACAGAUGUCUUCCGCUUCCCUCCAUGCCGUGGUCUGCUCUGUUCUGUGCUUGGUGUGGGUGCCCAGUUCCUGGCCCUUGGCACUGGCAUUAUUGUCAUGGCACUGCUGGGCAUGUUCAAUGUACACCAUCAUGGAGCCAUUAACUCAGCAGCCAUCUUGUUGUAUGCCCUGACUUGCUGCAUCUCUGGCUAUGUGUCCAGCCACUUCUACCGGCAGAUUGGAGGCGAGCGUUGGGUGUGGAACAUCAUUCUCACCACCAGUCUCUUCUCUGUGCCUUUCUUCCUGACAUGGAGUGUGGUGAAUUCAGUGCACUGGGCCAAUGGUUCGACACAGGCUCUGCCAGCCACAACCAUCCUGCUGCUUCUGACAGUCUGGCUGCUGGUGGGCUUUCCUCUCACUGUCAUUGGAGGCAUCUUUGGGAAGAACAACGCUAGCCCCUUUGAGGCACCUUGUCGCACAAAGAACAUCGCCCGGGAAAUCCCACCCCAGCCCUGGUACAAGUCUACUCUCAUCCACAUGACUGUUGGAGGCUUCCUGCCUUUCAGUGCCAUCUCUGUGGAGCUGUACUACAUCUUUGCCACAGUAUGGGGUCGGGAACAGUAUACUUUGUACGGCAUCCUCUUCUUUGUCUUUGCCAUCCUGCUGAGUGUGGGGGCUUGCAUCUCCAUUGCUCUCACCUACUUCCAGUUGUCUGGGGAGGAUUACCGCUGGUGGUGGCGAUCUGUACUGAGUGUUGGCUCCACUGGACUCUUCAUCUUCCUCUACUCAGUUUUCUACUAUGCCCGGCGCUCUAAUAUGUCAGGGGCAGUACAGACAGUAGAGUUCUUUGGCUACUCCUUACUAACUGGUUAUGUCUUCUUCCUCAUGCUGGGCACCAUCUCCUUUUUUUCUUCCCUAAAGUUCAUCCGUUAUAUCUAUGUUAACCUCAAGAUGGACUGAAUUCUGGGUGGCAAAACUAUUGCCCUUCUCUCCCUUUCCUCCUGCGCAGAGGCCCACUGAUCUCUCUUACCAACGUCUCUUAUAUUUGACAGAAUUAUGUUAUGGCAUUGCUGCCUUCCCCUUUGCCCUUUGGGCCUCUCUUCCCCUGAGAAGGCCUGGAAAUUCUA
Messenger RNA from Manis javanica (Malayan pangolin), 2149 nucleotides. RefSeq names its product transmembrane 9 superfamily member 1 (gene TM9SF1). Gene Ontology annotation, cellular component: membrane. Lineage: Eukaryota; Metazoa; Chordata; Mammalia; Pholidota; Manidae. Gene Ontology annotation, biological process: protein localization to membrane. The record is from RefSeq and is a predicted model, not a curated record.